Nestor notabilis (Kea) is the source of this 248-nucleotide messenger RNA. RefSeq names its product brain protein I3 (gene BRI3). The transcript has 2 exons. NCBI's taxonomy places the organism in Eukaryota, Metazoa, Chordata, Aves, Psittaciformes, Psittacidae. The record is from RefSeq and is a predicted model, not a curated record. The annotation marks the transcript as partial.
GGUAUGCUGUUCCUCCACCGACAUCACAGCCAAACUAUUCGAGCACGUACACCAUUAUUCAGCAGCCUGUUGCCACCACUUCUGUAGUAGUAGUUGGUGGCUGUCCAGCCUGCAGGGUUGGCGUGUUGGAGGACACCUUCACCUGUCUUGGUGUUCUGUGUGCCAUUGUAUUCUUUCCAAUUGGGAUUCUGUUCUGUCUUGCACUGAGGCAGAGAAGAUGCCCUAAUUGUGGGGCAGCUUUUGGUUAA